AUGUCACGUGAUUGUACCUGCUGGAGCACCCCACUAGCUGCAACCGUCAAUCCACAUUACAUUCCUGGACUAGUUGUUGAUCCCCGCGUUUCGUACCUUGAGUGCGCACUGCGCCGCUCAAUCAUGGCCGAGGAAGACGCCGAACAGGCGUUUUUCCAGGCGCAAGCCAUGAGCAACGAAUAUGAUCCUGCCGGAGUUGCGCAAACCGUCGAAGCAUCUGAUUCAGAAGAAGAUUAUGAUCCAUCGAAUACCUUACAUGAUGAGUACUCAGUUACAGUAGCAGAAUCUAAUCCAAAUGACGCGAUUACUGAAAGCAAUGAUGCUUCUUCUGCUACUCAGUCUAUCCCACAGGAUACUUAUCAGCCUGACCAAGCUGAUACUUCACAAACAUCUCAGCCUCCGUCCAGACCUGACUCGCAAAACUCCGUAUUAGGGCCUUCGUCCGCUAUGAAUGUACAGCCGAAAACCAAGACCAUAGGUGGCUUUGUUGUUGAUGACGAUGAAGACGAGGAAGAUGAUGAGAGAGAGGAUGAGGACAAGGAUGAGGCAGAGUAUGAGCCACCAGGAGUUUUGGAAACUAUUGAACAUGGUGGACAUAUUUCUGCAGGCGCUUCUGAGCAGCUUCCUUUUUCUGAAAAAAAUGCAAAUGAAACUAUUUCUACGUCUGGUGUAUCAAUACAACCCCUUGUGCCUGAGAUGGCCAGUUCCAAAGAUGUUUCUAAUAAUCCCGUUUCUUUCCAUUCUGGUCACAAUCUGUACACUGAAGCGAUGCAACAAGUUGGAGACAAUACUGAUAGCAAUGCACCCACCCCAAUUCCCUUGGCGGCAAAUUCUGCGGCGUCUCGGAGUCGCCUACCUCAUGAUCGCAUUGGCCUGUUGGAAGAUAGAAUCAGAGAGGAUCCUCGUGGAGACAUAAAUGCAUGGAUCGAACUGAUAGCCGAGCACCGAAGUCGUAACAGACUCGACAACGCGCGAGAAGUGUAUGAGCGGUUCUUCAAAGUUUUUCCAUCUUGUGCUGAGCAAUGGGUAGCAUAUAUCCAGAUGGAAUCCGAGAACAAUGAGCUUCAACGCCUUGAGCAGAUCUUCAAUCGUACAUUGCUAAGCAUCCCCAAUGUGCAAUUAUGGACUGCAUACUUGGAUUACAUUCGCCGAAGGCAUCCUCUGACUACAGACACAUCCGGCCAGGCUAGGCGAACUAUCACGUCUGCAUAUGACUUGGCCCUCACUCAUGUCGGUUUGGAUAGGGAGGCGGCAUCAUUGUGGACAGAUUAUGUUGAAUUCAUAAAAACAGGACCUGGUGUCGUUGGUGGUACGAAUUGGCAGGACCAGCAAAAGAUGGAUUUAUUACGAAAAGCCUAUCAAAGGGCUAUCUGUGUUCCUACUCAUUCCUUGAAUACCCUCUGGAAGGAGUACGAUCAAUUUGAGAUGGGAUUGAACAAACUUACGGGACGCAAAUUUUUGCAAGAUCGGUCUCCUGCAUAUAUGACAGCUAGAAGUUCUUAUACUGAGUUGCAGAACUUGACCCGAGACCUUGAUCGCACAACGCUUCCAAGAAUGCCCCCAGCCCCUGGAUUUGAGGGAGAUGUCGAGUUUCAGCAACAAGUCGGAAUAUGGCGCCGAUGGUUCAAUUGGGAAAAGGGCGACCCUCUAGUCCUCAAAGAAGAAGACAUAGCCGCGUACAAGAACAGAGUGCUGUACGCCUACAAGCAAGCAUUGAUGGCCCUGCGAUUUGUCCCGGAUAUUUGGUUUGAAGCUGCAGACUUUUGUUUCCAAAACGGCAUGGAUGCUGAAGGGAACGAGUUGCUCAUCCAAGGCUUAGAGGCAAAUCCAGAGAGCUGUUUGCUUGCAUUUAAACGUGCUGAUAGAUUGGAAAUCGAAUCUGAAUCGGAACAAGAUCCUCAAAAACGUGGUGCGAAAGUCAGAGAAGUCUUUGACAAACUUUUGGAUGCUCUGUAUGCUUUGAAUACCAAAGCCCGAGAGCGAGAAGAACAAGACAUUUCCAGAAUCAAAGAGCAAUUUGCUAACGAGUCAGACGAUUACCAACCCGUUGCUGAUGACGAAGAUGAGUUGGGACGCUCACAGGAGGUCCAGGCCAAAGAAGCAGCAAAGGAGAGUCAAAUCGAGGCCAUGCGGAAGGCACAUGCAACACAAAUCACUAUGACUUCCAAGUUGAUCUCGUUUGCUUGGAUAGCUUUGAUGCGUGCGAUGCGCCGUAUUCAGGGCAAGGGUAAACCCGGAGAACUUGCUGGUUCCAGACAGGUGUUUGCCGAAGCUCGCAAGCGCGGUCGUAUCACGAGUGAUGUGUACAUUGCCAGUGCCUUGAUUGAAUAUCAUUGCUAUAAGGAUCCGGCCGCAACAAGAAUUUUUGAACGAGGUGCUAGGUUAUUUCCGGACGAUGAAAAUUUUGCGCUUGAAUAUCUGAAGCAUCUGUUUGACAUCAAUGAUGUUACCAAUGCUCGAGCAGUCUUUGAAAUGACUAUAAGAAGACUAACCAGCAAACCUGAAAAUGUCAUCAAGACCAAGCCCAUCUUUGCGUUUCUGCAUGAUUAUGAAUCCCGAUAUGGCGAUCUUGGGCAAGUCAUCAGUCUGGAAAACCGCAUGCGCGAACUUUUUCCCGACGACCCUACUCUUUCUCAAUUCGCACAUCGUUAUUCGGAUGCCAACUUCAAUCCAGUUUCGGCACAACCGGUCAUCUCACUAUCACAAGUCCGUCCCCGAACAGUACCCUUGAUUGAUCAGCAACAACAAGGCUCGAUUCAAGGAACGCCUACACAAUACCUCGAUGUGCCUCCUACUGGCUCACCCAAACGGCCCUUCCCAUUAGAUGAUUUCGAAGAAGAUAGACCUCGAAAGUUCGCUCGUGCCGAAUCCCCCUUGAAGGGCAUACCAGCGCGUCGACCGGAUCAACUGAAACGGCCCACCACCCAGGUCAAUGGCGGACAAUAUCGUCCUCAACCUUCAGCAGCCCCGCUACCGCGUGAUGUCGUUCAUCUCCUCAGCAUUAUCCCGCCUGCUUCCGCGUACAACGCUGGACGAUUCUCUGCGGAGAAGCUGGUGGAUCUGAUUCGCAGGAUAGAUAUCCCAUCUUCAUCUACAUCGCAGUUUCGACAAUAUUAA
This is a messenger RNA of Talaromyces marneffei, 3117 nucleotides long. RefSeq lists its product as uncharacterized. Gene Ontology annotation, molecular function: protein binding; mRNA binding. Lineage: Eukaryota; Fungi; Ascomycota; Eurotiomycetes; Eurotiales; Trichocomaceae. The record is from RefSeq and is a predicted model, not a curated record. Gene Ontology annotation, cellular component: nucleus. The transcript has 6 exons. Gene Ontology annotation, biological process: mRNA 3'-end processing. The coding region runs from base 1 to 3117 and encodes 1038 amino acids.